Molecule: messenger RNA, 1033 nt
Organism: Papaver somniferum (opium poppy)
Lineage: Eukaryota; Viridiplantae; Streptophyta; Magnoliopsida; Ranunculales; Papaveraceae
Exons: 2
Coding region: 218-751 (177 amino acids)
Source: RefSeq, a predicted model, not a curated record
UUUCCGAAACCCGAUCACAGCCAUCUCCUUCCCCGAUUAGGCAAUUACCAUAAAUAAAAAUUGCGCUGCUACAAAUAAGAUAAACAAACCAGAGAAGGGAUCGUAAAACUUAAAGUGAAAAACCAGAGCUGAUCUAAAAGAAAAACAAAUUUCUUCGCUUCGUUUCUCCGCUUGUCUAUUUUUCUUGAUCACGUUAGGGUUCGGAGAGGCUCAGAAUAUGGCUAACGAGGACAAGGCUGAUGGAAAUCGUGCCAAACAAUUCAGGCCUCCCUUGUCUCGUGAAAUUUUAUAUGGUGAAGAUAAUUGGAUAAGUUGGGUUCAGCAACCAUUUAAUCUUGCAGCGCUAAUAGAAAGGCGGAAUAAGGCUCGACAUAUGAACUGGAUUCAUGUUGCUAGUAUCUGUAAUGAAAAUGGAGUGUCAGGGUUCGGGUGUAUUAUCCGUGACUGUCAUGGUAUACCCAUUUAUGCGUAUUCUGAAUGUGUUACUGAUGAGACUGAGCCAGUUUCAGAAUUUUAUCUGGAGAUGAAAGCAGUGGACAAAAGCUUAGAAAAAGCCGAAAAACUCAAGUUCAAGAAUAUUGCGGUCAUUACAUCAGAGGAUACUUCCUAUGAACUCAAUGAUUGUGCCGUUGGGCAAGAUAUUAACGACAGGUGGUGUGAAAGGGUCUUUGGUGACGAAUCAAAGAAACGCUUACUCGAAUACAAUGUGAUCCCGAGGAUCAGAGAUAUGUUCAUUUUCUUCCAAGCGUAGGUGGUGAAUUAAGUAGUGCAUUAUGUCUGGCAGGACUUGCAGCCAGUGAGGGGAAGGCGACACUUGAAUUUUCAUUUGAAAAGGGUCUGUUGCCACUAGGAGAAGACAAAAUUGUUGACCUGCUGAGAUUUCUCCACACAGAAGCAACUAACACAGGACCUUUUCAUCCGUGAAUGUGUUUCAACUCUCCAGCAUCAAGAUCCUCCAAGAAAGGUAACAGAAGCUCACUAGAUGCUGCUGUAUUAAUAAAUUGAACUCUCCAGUACUGAACCUGAUGCUUUA